AUGCCACCAGCACUCCUCCCAACACAGAAGGUGUCGCUUCACGACCUAAUUGACCAGGCGAGGACACGCAGCCAGGAACCAGGCUACAAUGCCGAGCAUGGCGUGCUCGACCUUGGCUGGGAAGACUUCCACGGCCAUGUCGACCGCUUCCUCAAGGCCAUUGACGAAUACACCUUGCGCGCAAAGAAGGAGAUUGCCGCCCGUGCGUCCGACCACACGGCCUCGGUCCGCGAGUUGGCGGCCAAAAAGGACGAGACGGAACGCCAGAUCCAGCUCGAGCAGCAGCGCGAGCGUGACAUGCUUAUGACCAUUGAGGUCGAACGGCGCACGAUGACGGACAUUACAUCGUCUCUCUCGCGCCUGAACGCCGCUCUCGGACGCGUGAGGGACCAAGGCGCCGCGCUCGACAGUGACAUUUCGGGCGUUCGUAAAGAGUCGCGUGCUGAGCGCGCGACAAAGGACCGCCAGGCCAAGGUCCUCGCCGAGAUGCGUGCCCAAGACGAGCGUCAGCUCCAAGUCAUCGAGGACGCGCUAGGUUUGACCAUUACUGGUGUUGGAGCCAACCGCCUGUUACUCAUGUUCACCCUCAUCGACCCGGCCGCGCCCAUGCGCGAGUUUAGCUUUGUCAUUGACGUCUCGGGACAGGACUACAGCGUGCCGCAGUGCGACCCGCCCGUCGCCUCCAUGCCCGACCUCGUCGCGCAGCUCAACGCCGACCGCGACCUGCACACGUUCAUUAAGCGAGUACGCAAGGCGUUUGUGGCCCUUGUUGGCCCCCCACCGGGCAAGUUUGACGACCUCUCUGGACCCUCCAGCCGAACACCACCUAUUCCCGCAGCUGAAUCCUCCACCCCGCCGUCCGCCGCCUCUCGUGCACCAGAGGCCACCCUCAUCGACAUUUAG
This is a messenger RNA of Apiotrichum porosum, 903 nucleotides long. RefSeq names its product kinetochore-associated Ndc80 complex subunit spc25 (gene SPC25). The transcript has 5 exons. Gene Ontology annotation, cellular component: Ndc80 complex. The coding region runs from base 1 to 903 and encodes 300 amino acids. The record is from RefSeq and is a predicted model, not a curated record. Gene Ontology annotation, biological process: chromosome segregation. Lineage: Eukaryota; Fungi; Basidiomycota; Tremellomycetes; Trichosporonales; Trichosporonaceae.